AUCAUAAUGCAUGACAAGUCACUUUUUGAAGCUACUAUAGAAACAAAUAGCUAAUGUAUUUGUAUUGAAACAUCUUACACUGUAACAGAUUGCUUUGCAAUUAAAGUUUUGUUUUAUCUAAAAAAUACUAUAUUAAAUAAAAGUGGUGAGAGUGGAAAAAAAUAAAUAAACCUAAUUACCUCCUCAAAAAAUUUUAAAAAGGAACUUUUACUCCAUAUCACUGUUUUUUCUUAAUUUUUACUCUAAUAUACAUGCUUCCUUAUCAUAAUUGACAUUAAAAAGACAAACCUACAAAUAUAGCUAUAGUAAUAUGUAGAUCCUUUGUACAAAGGUAUAUUUGCAAUUCUUUCUAGCAAUUUAUUUGGCCUGUGGACCAAGAGAAAAGACCAGGUUCUCUAUGCAUUUCUGAUCUUUCCAAGGAUCAUGGAUAUGAGUUCAAAUUAGGUAAUUCAGGCCUUAAGUAGAAGCCACUUAUCUGAAAUGGAAAUAAUGUGCACUGAAGAAAUGUUGUGUAUUGAGAGGGGCUUGAUGACAAGGAACAGAAGGAUACCUUAGGGCUUGUUGACUUUUCUGAUAGGAAUUUGGCUAUAAUCUUAGGCUCUAAGAUUUAGAUUAAACUACAAGUAAUUUGCAAUACAUUUCCUCCUAUUACAGUGUUAGUUUCAUCUGUUGUCUAGAUUCUGUAAUUAAAAAACACAAAGUAGUUGUUGAUUCUGUUAAAUUACAGAGUAACCUUUAUUCAGAAAGUUCAAGCAUAAUUCAUUGGAAAGAAUCUAUGCUGUGCUUAAAUUUUCAGGGUUACCUUUGAAGUACACAUUUAACAAUAUACAUCCUAAGGCAAGUUCAUUUGAUCAGGUUUUGUGAAUGGUAUUCAGAGAGUGAAAAUCACUCCCCCAGGGAUACUGUGAGUAAUUAAGAUAAGCAUAGGGAUAAACAAUAGUUAUGAGAUCCUAUUCGAGAGUACACGAUGUGCCAGGGAUAUACCCUUUGCACAUUUGACAUAUUUUUAAGGAAUUGUGAGACCAUACAGAUCUCAGGAAAAUGUUUUAUUGUAAUAAUAAUAAUAACGUCUCUUUUAAUGUAUGUAUGUAUAUACAAGUCACCUAGUUUUUUCUUCAGUUUCGCACUAUCCUAAAAAAAAAACCUGUAAAUAAAUUGCAUUAGCUUCCUUUUUCCCAUUCCAUAGAAUUGUUUUAAUUAUGGACGCUGUAAAGAGAGUGCAUGCCUCAGUUAUUAAAGGAAAGUUCUCUUUAUUUUAAUUUGCAUCAAGAAGUUCAUUUCAGAUGUUGCUUCCAGGAGUCAAUCACUAUGGAUAGAAGCCUGUGGUUAACUUUUGAGGAAAUACUGGAAUUCACUGUCUUUCUUGGGCUUUCUUUUCUUAAUAGGCCCUUUCCGCUGGUUCAGAGUCUUAUCACCCACACAUUGGGCACCCUAGGAAAGCACCCUGGCAUCGCCCACCUGGGGCAGAUACGAAUCACAACCUUCUGCGAGUUGAUGGGCGGGUCAACACCUCGCCCAGCGCCGGCAGCAGUCACCACCGGACACUGGUGAUUGGUUGCGCGUUAAAGGCGCGGGACCAAUGAGAGCGGCGGCCCGGGAGAGUACAGGGAGCGCGCGGGAAAGCGACCAAUAUAAACUCUGGCGGGAGAUUCGUUUUCAGGGCCUUGUACCGUGAAACACCCUCGACUGGAGUGUCAGUUGAUUGCUCUCAUCUCGUGUUCGAACAUGGUGCGGACUAAAGCAGAUGGUGUCCCUGGCACCUACAGAAAAGUGGUGGCUUCUCGAGCCCCCAGGAAGGUGCUUGGUUCCUCAACGUCUGCCAAUAAUUCCACGUCGUUUUCGUCACGGAAAGAAAAUAAAUAUGCAGGAGGAAAUCCAGUUUGUGUGCGCCCAACUCCCAAGUGGCAAAAAGGAAUCGGAGAAUUCUUCAGGCUGUCCCCUAAAGAUUCAGAAAAAGAGAAUAGAAUUUCUGAAGAGGCAGGAAGCAGUGGCUUGGGAAAAGCAAAGAGAAAAGCACGUCCUUUGCCACCUGAUCACACAGAUGACGAAAAAGAAUAGAACUUUUUUAUUCAUCCUUGACUAAUGUCUCCUGUUUUCUCUGGUAUUCUAGGGUGUAAAUUUGCAUAAAUGUAUUUGUUCCAAUUAGCUUUGUUGAAUAGGCAUUUAAUUUUAAAAUGAGGCUUACAUUUAGUUAUUCAAGAGCAAGUAGUUAUGAUAUUGGAAAGUUUGUGAGAUUAAUUAUGGUUACUUAGCUUAGUAUUCAACAUAAUGUAUUUGGUUUCUUUUACCUGUUAUUAAGCUUUUUCUUGCUAAUGUAAUUGCAUGGUGUUCUAAUUAUGAAUCUACUGUAUUUGAGGUUUGCUUGGAUCUUUGUACUGUUGCCAUUUUUAUUGGCAUAUGAUUAUUGGAAUGAUGCCAUAUUUUUGUUCUUUUUAUUUGCUUUAAAAAGCAGAGUUAGAUUUUUGCACAUCGAAAAAUUCAGUGUUAAUUAAACUGAACCCAUACCCCUUUUUAAGAAAGUGGGGCAAAGAUGCAAUGUUGAAAACAUUUGGAUGGCUAUUUAUCUUCUCCUUAGAAAAAUUUAAGGACAGUUUAGUCCUAAGGGUUUAAAGGGUUGAUAAAGCUUCUAACAACAACAAAACAAAAAGAUAAAAUACUAGCAUACAAUCAGGCAGGAAGAUUCCACAGACUACAUUAAAAGAGAGGAAUUUUCCUAGAAUAUGCAUUUUGUUCAAUGCCAUAAAAUAUUACCCUUUGGGCCUAUACUUUUAGAGUUGGAAAUCAAUAAAACAUGAAAGGCAAAUUAUGCUAUAAACCCAGAGCUAUAUCUAAAGUCCUUAGAGCUACUAUUGUAUUCUUCAAGAUAACCAGGGGUAUAAUCGAAGAGGUGGGUAUAGUGUUACUUAGUAACUGAUGUUCUGCUUCCUUAUCAGGCGUUUUGCUUACUGACAUCCUGUUGUCAAAAUUAACCAUGUUUUAACAGGCAUGCUUUUCUGAAGUUUGUUUUUAAUAAACGAUUACUCAUUUUCACAAGACUA
Molecule: messenger RNA, 3038 nt
Organism: Vicugna pacos (alpaca)
Lineage: Eukaryota; Metazoa; Chordata; Mammalia; Artiodactyla; Camelidae
Source: RefSeq, a predicted model, not a curated record